Colias croceus (clouded yellow) is the source of this 1777-nucleotide messenger RNA. RefSeq names its product solute carrier organic anion transporter family member 4C1-like. The transcript is spliced from 12 exons. Bases 16 to 1734 code for a protein of 572 amino acids. Gene Ontology annotation, molecular function: protein binding. Lineage: Eukaryota; Metazoa; Arthropoda; Insecta; Lepidoptera; Pieridae. Gene Ontology annotation, cellular component: membrane. Gene Ontology annotation, biological process: transmembrane transport; sodium-independent organic anion transport. The record is from RefSeq and is a predicted model, not a curated record.
CAAACAAAAUUAAACAUGGUUCUAUAUGGAAAAGCAAAAGCAAAAGUCCAAUCAUGGCACAAAGUGGAGAUAGUACCGAAGGAUAUCCGUGGUAUCACCAUGGGAAACAUUAUGAAUAUAACAGUAGCAGAAUGUUGCUUGUUCAAGAUUAUCAUGCAGGAUGUUAAAGCUGGCACUUUACCUGGGUAUUCAAUGUAUUUGCUUAUACCAGUGGUUUCAAUAAUGGAAGCCCUUUUAGCCCCCUUGGUAGCGUGGCUGGGCUAUAAAACACGGAGGACCACGAUUCUCAGGUGGUCUCUGGGAAUAAUGAUUAUUUCUUCCCUCUGGGUGUUUUUGCCUUCGCCGCCACGGAUCCAGGAAACAGAAUUCUGCAACAGCACAAUAAUAAAUCAGGAUAUAGAGUUUACACAUCUAUCAUUGAGGACGACUUUCAGACUGGUGAUAACUGUAGGAAUGGCCAUCUGCUUCGCCUUGGCAAGGGUGGCUUCGUGGAGCCAUGUUGUAGCUUAUAUGGACGAUAUUGCACCGGAUAGAAUGAGCGUGCAUGUGGGUAUUCUCAUAUGUGCCAGGAUAAUAGUUCUGUUAUUCAAUAACUUAUUAGUGCAAGGUUUAGAUAGGACGAUCCUCAUUACGUUAGGAAUGCUAACUAUUUUUACGCUUUUGAAUACCUUGAGGCUGUUUUUUGGAUUACCUAAGGUCACACAGGACACGGGUGAUUUGAAGCUCAUACCGAUGAAUGAUAGAGGUUACUUUAGAAGCUUAAAGAGAGUACUGUUUAACUUCGUAGCUAUGUCACAAAUGAUAUCCAUGGGGUUGGUAGCAGCUGCUCUCUGGGGCUUCGGUUAUUAUGAACACGAAAUUAUUAAGACAAACUUCAAUAUUAUGCCAAUAAUUGGAAACAAUAUCAAUGACAGCACCAAAUUCUUGAUAAACGUUGUAUUUAUUUUUGCAGUUGUGUACAUGGGAGUAAAGCAAUCAGCUCCGAUAAGGCCAAAAUUCGACAUGACAAAGGCAUUGUCUAUCUCCUUCAAGAUGACGUUCUUUGUGAUAAUACUAUAUAUACUUAUAGUCGCAGCCCCGCCUUGUUCUAAGGGACAUGUCGCUGGGUUGGAAAAUGGUCAGGAUUAUGCUAGUCCCCAGUGUAGCUUGCCUUGUGGAUGUGUUCCAAGAUUUAAGGAAUUUUCACCAGUGUGUGUGGUUGAUACCAUGACGACAUAUGUGUCGCCGUGUGAAGCUGGCUGUACAGAACAACAAAGUAUCAAUAACUUACGGGUGUAUACAAACUGUAGUUGUGCCUCAACUGGACACGCAAUUCCGGGCGCCUGCAGCGACUAUAACUGUCAAAUUGGAUUUAAUUACCAUGGAGCCCUGUUUAGCAUGAUAUUGACGGUGUCUCUCGUGGCGUUCCAAGCUCAUAGCAUGUCUAUCUUGAAGUCAGUGGACCCUCGAGACAAGUCCAUCGCCAUAGGUCUGAUGUGGUCUGUCAUCGCUGUAAUGACUUUCGUGGUCGGAAAUAACAUCUUUUAUGCUAUUGACCUAAACACCUGCAGCUGGUAUACCGGCCAGAGAUGUCAGCUCCACAGCGACUGGUUCCCGUAUGCCGUUGGAAUUACCUGUGUCAACUUCACCCUCACAGCCUUGAUUAUCAAUGGCGCAGCGUGCAGAUAUUUGCGAACGAAACGAAAAGAUGACGUCACAGAUGAACCAAAUGCUUGUACGUCUACCAGAAUCUGAUGGCAUAUUUAUAUUUAAGAAAUAAAAUAUUUUCAUGUGGCAA